This is a messenger RNA of Vitrella brassicaformis, 1613 nucleotides long. Lineage: Eukaryota; Vitrellaceae. The record is from the annotation of a GenBank genome assembly.
GAGCAGAUGGAUUGAAGGAGGCUUUUGAGGCGAGAAUGCGGCGUAGAUCGCGCUCCCGCGGUCGUCGGGACGCCUCUUUUCCUCCUCGUCAUGACACCGGCGACAGUGACGCCUUGGAGGUUGCUGAUGUGAGAGGACGGCAGCUGCGUGCCCUCAAGCAUCGCAAGAAGCCCUCUGGCGACGCUGAGGGAGCCGAUGGCGAGAAACAGGCAAAGGGCGGCGAGAGGGAGGGUAGCAUCAAGGGCGGCAAGGGCGACAGUGUCGGAGACGACGGGCAGGGAGGGGGCGAGGGAGAACUCUGCAGUGUCUGCCAGGUGGGCGAGGAAGCUGGAGACACGAUGAGGCGCACACACGUCGGGUGCAGUGAAAGAUCAUGCGCUGCAUCAAUGGCUGUGUGUCGUGGUGUCUGUCAUGUGUGUCGACAUCGUGUUGCAGCAAACACUUAGCGUGUGUGACGUGGGGAGUUUGGCGUGUGCGCAUUCCUUCUGCUACCGGUGCAUCCUCUCGUGGGCGCGUCGCGGCACCACCCAGUGCCCCGUCUGCCGCGCCACAUUCGACAAGAUCAUCCGACACACACGCAACAUGCACAAGAUGCAGCUGCGACCCCGACAGGCACCGGCACCCGCAUCUGCAUCUGCAGCGGCUUCGACGUCCGCAUCGGCCAGUGCGGCCAGUGCCAGCGUGGCUGCGAGUGCGGCUGCGAGUGGGGGUGGAGGGCAGCAACAGCAGCAGUCAUCGGAGUGGGUGGAGCAGGUCGUGUGUGUGGCUCAGCGGCUGCCGGCGCCGCCCCCCCUGCCCAACCCCAUGCUGAUGGGCUUCAUCGAGGCCCUCAACCAGCAGGCCCUCAACCAGCACUAACUCACUCACUCUCUAGAAAACGGGGACGGAGGGAGAGGGGAGAGAGAGGGGAGAGAGGUAGCGGCGUGCGUGUCAUGGUGUGUAUGUAUGUAUUGCAUAAGUUUGCCCUCUGGACUUGCCUGCCUACCUGGAUGGAUGGAUGGAUGGAUAUCAGCGAGAAAUGGUUAUGCGAAGCGGCGUUUGCUUUGUUUGCCUUCGGUCCUGUCUUGUCAUGGUCGUACGCAUUUCGCACUGACCAUCCUCGGUUGGUGUGAGAGACGUGCGGGCGCGACAAGAAGGAACGGCGGCAGACACAACCACGCCUCGGCUCGUCAGACAGACAGACAGCAGCAGUACUUACUGAUUGGCAUGGCAAUCACACGUACCGCACGAUCGCCAGAAGUUUUGUCCUGCAUAAUACAGUACGGAGAGGAGCCCGGACGCUUUGAAAUGAUAUGGUCUGUCUCUCUCUCUUUCGGGGUACUCGAGGGGGUGUUUUUGCAAUGCAUCUGGGUGGGAUGGAUGGAUGGACGGUAUGUCUGCAGAGAGAGGGGUAUCCAGGUUGCAUCGCUUUGUACCGAAUUGUGCACUCCUUCCUUCCCUUGGUCAAACCGGCUGGCUGGCUGACUGUUUGGCUGAUGUGAUUGAUGUACAUACGAAGAAUGAAAUGCGUGGGCCUGACUGACUGACUGAGUGGAUGGAUGGAUGCAUGGAUGGAUGGAUGGAGGGUUGUCUGCGCGCCUGCCUGCCUGCCUGCCUGAGUUGCAAUGACAAGA